CUUCAUUCUGUCAUCUGCGAAAAAAAAGAAAUGUAAAUGGCGAUGUUUCUUUCUUUGUGAUUUGAUUGUUUUAAGUGAUUACAAAUUAGAAUUUGUGCGAAAACAGUGACAUUAUUUUAUCCGUUGAUUAUCGAAGUAAACGUUUAUGCCAAUUUGUGAAAUUAAAUGACUUCAACUCAGACUAUUUUCCAUGUUUGCAUCAACAACAAUUGAUGCCAUGUCAUUUCGAGAAUUGGAGAAACGUACACGCUUACCGCAGCUAUCGGCCCAUAGAAGAACAUUUUAAAAUUAAGUCAUCCCAGCGCAUAGACUUAAACACACACCAUUUGAGUGUAUUGGCACGGAUUCGUUCAAAGCCAAUUGCCUUACUAAAUCAUUGUAAUUAUGGAACUACUUUACGUGGCAACUUAUGUAGCGAUACUAUGCAUCGGAAGUGUUAGCAGUGACAUACUUGUUUAUACAGAAUUAUCCAAUCAGUUGAUAGAAGAAUUUCGUGACCUGCCCGCAAAGUUUGGCCGACAGCUGCCAUCGAACGGUUUGAAAGUACAUGGAAUUGCCGGGAAUCCAGCUAAUGGCUGUUCCAUUCUUGAACCGCCUCCGAAAUCACCGGACAUGGAAGACUUCAAAUGGGCAGUUUUGAUUGCGAGGUACAAUUGCACAUUCGAGGAAAAAGUACGAAAUGCACAAUUGUCUGGCUAUGAUGUAGCAAUCGUAUAUAACUUGGACAGCAAUGAGCUGGAACAAAUGUCUGCCAAAAGUGAUGACGGCAUAACGAUACCAUCAGUUUUUGUUGGUGAAACAACCGGAAAGAUUCUAAUGAUCAACUAUCAAUACCAAGACGGUUUCGUGUUGCUCAUAAACGACGAACUGCCGUUCAACAUAAACACCCAUCUCAUUCUUCCGUUUUCGAUUGUGGUGGGACUGUGCUUCAUCAUAAUGAUCGGAUUUAUGAUUGUCAAAUGCAUUCGGGAGCAACGUCGUUUAAGGCGCCAUCGUCUGCCGCGAAGUGUUCUGAAAACCAUACCGACAAUUAAAUUUAACAAGGGCCAUCCGUACGAGGUGUGCGUCAUCUGUCUGGACGAGUAUAUUGAAGGUGACAAGCUAAGGGUAUUACCGUGCCAACACGCCUAUCACUGUAAGUGCAUUGACCAGUGGCUAACGAAAAAUCGACGAUUCUGUCCCAUUUGUAAGCGGAAGGUUUUGCCGAGACGUCAGCCUCGGCAGAGACGCUCGUCGGACAGUACGUCGGAUUCGGAACCCGAUGCAACCGAUUCAACCCCUUUGAUUAAUCCGGUGGAGCAUGGGAAUAGUCAUGGAACGUUUAACCAAUCGAAUAAUGAAGAAGGUGUAUCAAGUCAUGCCGGUCGUGUGAAUCCAUUUGACAGAACGCCAAACCUUCCACCAAAUCUUUUGAGUCAAGAUGACAAUACAACAUUAUGGUCACGAGUCAGAAUGUUCCGCUGGCCGCGUAUAUUUACUCGAAAUUCGAACGAAGACAUCGAAUCCCAAAUCGAUGACGUGGAUUCCGUAGCUGUUGCCAUACCUAGUCAAACGUCGUCCAGUAACAACAUUUUAAACUCAAAUUUAAGCGGCUCGUUUCGUGAUAGUGACGACGAACAGCUGAUGGAACGAAAUAUAUACGAACCCGGUCAACAAACGGCCGAACACAGUCAAGUGCACCAAUCAAUCGCCGAACCGUCACCGCCGUCGACCAGCACGCAACAGAGACUUGGUGUUGCAGCCAUACCGAACACCGAAUUCUGUCCGACAACACCGUUAUCAUCACGAUCGAAUCGACGUGAUAAUAAUGAUUUUGCUGUUUGAAGUAGAGAGAUAAUGUGAUCGAGUUUUGCAAUUCAGGUCAUGGGAUUAAUUGCCUUGAUCGAAUUGGGUGUGUUAAAUGAACUGAAGAAUAAAACUGGGUUCUGGAAUGAAUUUGUGAUCGAAACGUUUAAAAUAAAAUUUAUUUUUUAUUCUCUGUUGUA
This is a messenger RNA of Bradysia coprophila, 1985 nucleotides long. Its product is annotated as godzilla E3 ubiquitin protein ligase. Lineage: Eukaryota; Metazoa; Arthropoda; Insecta; Diptera; Sciaridae. The record is from RefSeq and is a predicted model, not a curated record.